AUGCCAUCAGCGGUCAGCAGUGAUGAGUGGGACCUCCCCCGUCUAAAAGCCUCCAUCGGCUUCGAGGAUGACUUCCAGUACUUAGCCUCAGAUGAUCAAGAUACAGAGUUCUUUGAUGUAAAAUUCUACCCCUACGGAGACGCCACACAUGACCCAGUCUUUGCAGCUGUCAGCAAGAAGCAUGUUGUCAUUUAUCGGCUUUCCAGCAAAGCCAAUCCUCCUUAUGAGCUAGUUCAGCUCUUUAGAGACGAUGACAAAGAAGCCUUAAACUGUAGCUGUACCUGGACCAAAGAUCCUGAGACAGAAGUUCCCUAUCUAUGCGUAGCCGGCAGAGAUGCUAAAAUUAAGGUGUACGAUGUUAUUCAUGGGACACUAGUUAAGGUUCUUGUAGGCCACGGAGGAGAAAUCAACGACCUUGCUACAUGCCCAACUAAUUUCUUACUUGUCGCGUCUGCAUCAGAAGAUACAACUGUUCGAAUAUGGAGUCUCGAUCCUGCACACUCCAAGCAGCCAUGUGUUUGCCUUCUUGCUGGCGAAGGCCACUCCUCUGGACUAUUGACUGUUGCAUUCCAUAACAGUGGCCGAUAUGUCCUUUCUGCUGGCCACGAUAAUGUUAUCUGUUUGUGGACACUACCUGACUUGCCGCCCGAACCUAACGGCGAGAACCCCCAAAAGCCUAUUCUGAUUCAUUAUCCUCACUUCUUCACCUCCGAAGUGCAUAGCGGUAUAGUGGACUGCGUAGCUUUCUUUGGCGAUCUCGUUUUAUCGCGAGCUUGCCACGAAGACAUCAUAGUUCUAUGGAAGAUUGAAGGAUUCUCAUCUCGUGAUCCCCCUCCUGACAUAUCUCAGGCACCCACCACAAGUGAUACGGAACGUCUAACACGUUCCGCAUUUGCUCCCGCGACAGCAUCAGCAUGUCCGCCUCAAUACACCCGUCUACUAGAAUUUUGGACGCCGCAUUGUGGCCAUCAAUUCUACCUCCGCUUUAAGCUCUUCCAUGAUAAAGAUAAGCAUCCAGUCCUAGCUUUUGGAAAUGCGAAGGCUAUGAUAUUUUUCUGGGAUCUUGCGCGCCUAGGGAGUUACCAUGACUUCAUCAGCGAGGUCAAUGAUCCAGAUCGUGAUAAAUCUCAACCCAUCCAUCGACCGGGAUGGCUGGCACCGAUUCAGCAUAGGCACAAGGGCGAUGCUGUCAGCAAACUCAAGGAUGCCGCUAGCGAUAGGGAGUCGGUUGCAUCAGGUCGAACUGGUAGCGUUGACAUCGAAACGCACAUAGAUCUAAACACAAACUACUCACAGGAAACAUUAGAAUCGUGGGAACUGAAAUAUGAUAUGACUCGUGUAGAGGAGCCGAUCAGAGCGCACGCACAGAGCAACAUCACUGUCAAGGACUUUGUUGGACGCCAAGUUGCUUGGAGCGCCGGUGGUGAAUGGUGUGUUGUCGUUGGGAGCAAGAACCUCGCCAUCGUCCUACAGAGGUGGCAUAAGAAAGACAAACCAGAUGAUAAAGAGAAGAAGCCAAGCCAGGAGCGCCAGGCUUGAAGGAAUAUAAUGAUAAUCUGGACGAUUGAAUUUAGAUACCUAUCAGGCAAGGUAGGUACUACCUACUAGGUAGCCUUGCAUCUCCAAGAUACACAGUCUACAUCAAAGAGUAGAACUA
Molecule: messenger RNA, 1657 nt
Organism: Hypoxylon fragiforme
Lineage: Eukaryota; Fungi; Ascomycota; Sordariomycetes; Xylariales; Hypoxylaceae
Product: WD40 repeat-like protein
Exons: 9
Coding region: 1-1539 (512 amino acids)
Biological process (GO): negative regulation of transcription by RNA polymerase II
Cellular component (GO): ESC/E(Z) complex
Molecular function (GO): nucleosome binding; protein binding
Source: RefSeq, a predicted model, not a curated record